AUGAAACCUAUAAAUUGGACUUAAUUCCUUGACUUAUUAGGUGAAUCUAAGUUGUUAGAGUUAAAUGAAGAUCAUCUAUAGUAGAUUGUGAAGUUGCCAAAAGCAAAAAUGUCAUUUUAACAAUUAGAACAUUAUUUAAGCAAUGAAUUUUAAUCGUAUUUAUCACAUUUAAAGAAAAUCAUAGAACAAAAAAAGUGGAUCGUAGUAAGUGGCAUUAAAAGGAUAAAUAUUUACUAAUUUGGUGCGUUGUUAAACUAGCUGAAUUGAGACAAAUAAAAUUCAAUGAAUUGGUAUAUAUGAAGCCGAAAUUUAUAUUUUAGCAUCAAAAAGGGGUUUUUGAAGAGUUAGCAAGUAUAUUAGAACUUCCUGAAUAGUUUCUUUUAGUUAAAUGGAUGAGUUUAUUAAAACAAAAUUUAAAAGAAAUUCCUUGGACAUAAGAAGAAGAUGAAAUAUUAAUUGAAUUAAGAAAGUAUUAAUAAUUAAUAAUAAUAGGAAAUAUCCAAACAAUGAUUGGACAAUAAUUGCUGAAGAAUUUAUUAGUAUCACAAAAAAUUUAAGAUAUCAAAAGUAAAUACGGGAACGAUACAACAAUGUCAUUAAUCCUUAAAUCAAUAAGUAAUACUUAUCUAUAUACUAAAGAAAGCCAUUUACUGAUUAAGAAAAAUAACAUAUAAUGAUUAAGGCUUACUAAAUGAAGAAAAAUUGGGCUGGUAUCUCAAAAUAAAUGCCUGGAAGAACUGAUAAUAAAAUUAAAAAUUGUUAUAAUUCUAUUGUCAAGAAAAUUGCUAAAAAAAUACAUUUAGUAUAUAUAAAAUGUAUCUUAGGAUAAGCUGGAUCUAAAAUAAGAGUAAUUAAUCUUAAAAUAUAUAUAAAAGUACAAUACUUACAAUCCUGAUUUCCUAGCAAAUCAGAUAGAAAUUGAUCAUAGAAAGUUAAGUCAUAUUAAAGUUGAACAUGUCAAUGAAAACUCCAAUACUUCUGAUCAUCAAAUUUUUAUUCCUCAUGUUAUUCCAAGGCAUUAAACAGUUAUUCCAAGUGUUUAACCAAUGCCAUUACUCUAUAAUCCUUACUAUUAGAACUAUUAAUAACAUCGCUAUUUUGGUUAUCCAGUUAUUUUUUUUUAAUCCAACGCUGCAAUGCAAUCCUGA
Paramecium sonneborni is the source of this 1148-nucleotide messenger RNA. The record is from the annotation of a GenBank genome assembly. NCBI's taxonomy places the organism in Eukaryota, Ciliophora, Oligohymenophorea, Peniculida, Parameciidae.